AUGUCGCCGCAUAAUUGCGCCGCGACGAAAGAUCUCUCCUCAUCUAACUUGCGGACGCUUAUCCGUAAUUAAUGAGGCACAGCAUUGUACUUCCGUUCAUUCUUCUCUCCGUAACGUGCAGUUCUCCACGAAGAUGUGCGAAGUCGUCGUCCUCUUCGACGGCUACUCCAAGAGCCUGGACGACGGAAGGAUGGAUGCGAAUUGCACUUGCACUCUAAUAAAGGGCCCGAAACUGAUCAUCGUCGACACUAUGACCGCAUGGGAUCGCGACAAAUUAAUAGAAGCGCUCGCACGACAUAAAAUCGAGCCAAGAGACAUUGAUUACGUAGUUUGCACUCACAGCCAUUCCGAUCACAUAGGAAACAAUAAUCUGUUCACGAACGCGGAACACAUUGUGGGCUUGAGCGUUCAACGCGGUACUAUUUUCUAUGAGGAUCCACAGAUUUCGAAUGGUAGGUUUCCCAAGACAUAUCUACAAAAUUAUGAUUCUAUUGAGAAAGUUACCAUUUUUUCAGAAGGCUACGAGCUCUGUCCGGGUGUUAAAAUUACAGCCACGCCAGGACACACAAGGGAGGAUGUCACCGUCCUGGUGGAGAUGAUAAAGGAUGGAGAAGUAAAGAUUCUCGCUAUUACAGGAGAUUUGUUUGAGAAAGAGGAGGAUAUUCUGACACCCUCUAUAUGGAAAUCGCUAGGUACACCAGAAUUAUUAAAAUCUCAGUCUGUUAUGCGUUCUCGUAUAAUAAAUCUCGCGGAUUUCAUAAUACCUGGACACGGGCCAAUGUUCCGCGUUACAGAUACUAUGAGAGAAAUCGUGAAAAGUCAAUUAAUUCAGGGAGACUGAAGUCUCUACCUUUACAAGUCUUUAGACUUUGUGUGAUAAUACUGAAGAAAUAGACUUUCUAUGCAUAUAUUUUUACAAAUACUUUAUUAAACAUUGCAAAGUGUGGUACACAACAUGGUAUCACAACGUUGUUAUACUCAUUGCAUGUUACGAUUACACAUUAUACAUCGGAUUCACGAACACGAAUAUCUAUACGGAGGAGCACAAUACGUUCAUCCUUGCAUUGCGAUUUUGCACACAGAUCACGUUACAAUUUGUCUUAAAACAAUCCUCGUCGCGAAUGCUUAUUUCGAGGAAUUAACAUGCGAAUCAGUAUACGUUUGAUAAAUACAAUGCUAUUUAAACGUCUUUCCGUCUUCUAAGGAUUCGUCCUCCUAAUAUCUAUGCUCUACGUUUCUCCGCAGUUUUAUUAAAUCUUCACAGCCAACGACUAAAUUAAAAGUCCUCUCGUCUCCUCGCGCCUUAUUCGCAUUCUUAUUCAAGAAUCACAACUUAUAACUGGUAUAAACUUUUUGGGGAGAACGCGUAGAUAACUUUAUUCUACCACGACCAGAGAUCCGUGUAACAAUAUCAGGAAGCCGACAAAUAUACCUCUUCCUCGAAAAA
This is a messenger RNA of Solenopsis invicta (red fire ant), 1447 nucleotides long. Its product is annotated as metallo-beta-lactamase domain-containing protein 1. The coding region runs from base 134 to 841 and encodes 235 amino acids. The record is from RefSeq and is a predicted model, not a curated record. The transcript is spliced from 3 exons. Lineage: Eukaryota; Metazoa; Arthropoda; Insecta; Hymenoptera; Formicidae.